AUGGCAAACCCUUCUGAUCAAGACCUGGAAACGGGGGACGAUGAGCGCUCGGGUCGACUGGGCCGUCAAACCCACAUUCGAUUCGACGACCCAUCGGAGACUACCCUCACUGGCGGUGGUCAGGCCCAGCAACAGAGUCGGCCUCGUUCGCUGAGCCGGGAUACCACCAGAAGCGGGAGAACUGGCAUUCAAAGCAACAGCAAUGCCGGUAUCCCAAUUGAGUUCCGAACCCUCUCGAUUCAGAUCUCCGAGACACAAAAAGCCCCCGAGGAGACUCUCAAAGCCCGAAGCGAGAGCUCGAAAAACUCCGACCAGGAUUACUUUGAGAGCCUGGAUUACCAUGUACUCGGCAUCGACAGACUGACUCAAGAAUUCAAUGUGGACCGUCGCGUCGGGCUAAGUAGCUCAGCUGCUGCUACUCGACUCCAGCGCGAUGGAAAGAACGUCAUCUCCCACCAUCGGGAGAACUAUCUAAAGAAGAUUCUAGGAUAUGUCUUUGGAGGCUUCUGCUCCAUCCUAUGGAUCGGUGUCAUCAUCUUUUUCAUCUGUUGGAGACCGCUGAGCAACCCCCCGUCCCCGACCAUGUUAGCCAUGGCCAUUGUCGUCAUCAUUGUCAUUAUCCUACAGGCGAGCUUUUCCGCCUUCCAAGAUUGGUCCACCAAGAUGGUGAUGAAUUCCAUUCUGAACCUGCUGCCCUCGGAGGCUUUGGUAUUACGUGACGGGAAACAGAUCAAGGUUCCCUCGACCGAGCUGGUUGCCGGUGACAUUGUCUACAUCUCGAUUGGCAACAAGAUCCCGGCAGACAUGCGUCUCUUCCAAAGCUCGGGGGAUGUCCGCUUUGACCGAGCCAUCCUUACCGGCGAAGCGGAUGAAAUCGAAGGAGCAAUCGACUCCACCGACUCGAACUUCCUGGAAACCAGAAAUAUUGCCCUGAUGGGCACCAGCGUGACCAACGGGAAUGCCAUUGGCGUGGUCGUCCUCACGGGCAGCCGGUCCGUCAUGGGUCGCAUCGCCAAAAUCACCGUCGGCGUCAAGGAAAAGCCCACGAUUAUCCAAAAGGAGAUCACGCGGUUCGUCAUGAUCAUCAUCGCCCUGACCCUCACCCUGGUGCUUCUCAUUCUAUUCACGUGGGUCGGUUGGCUGCGCGUUGACCACUACGAAUUCAUGAAUGUGGUGACGAUGUUGACCAACGUGAUGGGCUGCGUGGUGGCCUUCAUCCCCGAAGGCAUGCCCGUCGGUGUGGCACUGACUUUCAUGAUGAUCGCAAGACGCAUGAAGCAGGUGAACAUCCUUCCCAAGGGCCUGGCAACGGUGGAAACGUUAGGCUGCGUCAACAUCAUCUGCUCGGACAAAACAGGCACGUUGACCCAGAACAAGAUGACUGUGAGGUCGCUUGGUCUACUGGAUGCCGAAGUGGAUCUGGAUCUGUCUGGGCCCCAGGGGAAUUUUAAGGAUCAGCCUGAGCAUCUUCAGGACUUGUUGCGAGGCUCGUUUCUGUGCAAUGAUGCCUUCUUCGACCCGAGGACGAUUGCCUUACCCAUCAACGACCGGGAAGUCAUUGGCAACGCCACUGACGCUGCUGUCCUACGGUUCGCCGAGACAAUGCAGCCUGGGAGCCAAGACCAGCUUGCGCCGUAUGAACGAAUCCAUCAAAUCGCGUUCAAUUCGAAGAACAAAUGGAUGCUCACUGUGCACAAAGAUCCCGCUCUGGCCAAAGGAUACCGCCUGCUCGUCAAGGGAGCCCCGGACGUCCUUCUUCCAAAAUGCACGUCAUAUCGGUCUGGUCGUGACAACCAGAUCAAGGCUCUGGACGACAAGGCCAGGGAGCAAUUCUCCGCAUACCAAGCCAAACUGUCGAUGCGGGCAGAGCGUGUUAUCGUGCUGUGCCAGCGAAAUUAUACCCCGCGCGCCGCAACUGGGACCAACGAAUUGAACGAAGAGAUCCUAGCCAACGGCGUGCAAGAUCUUACCAUCAUCGGAAUCUUCGGGAUCAUCGACCCUCCCCGUGUGGAGAUCGCGCAGACCAUCGCGGACUGCCGACGCGCGGGGAUCCGAUUCUUCAUGGUGACGGGUGACUUUGGCUUGACAGCUGCGGCCAUUGCGACCGAUGUCGGUAUCUUCAACGGCGAAGCCCCCCCAGACACCGUGGACGACCUCGGCGCAGACGAAAAGCAGACGACGCGCUCUCGACACAGUCUCCUCCUCGACGGAUCUCACAUCUCAUCCUUGGUCGAAGAGCACUGGGACACGAUCUACAAAUACGAAGAGAUCGUCUUCGCGCGGACGACACCGGAGCAGAAGUUUCGCAUCGUGGAAGAGCUCAAGGCCCGGGGUGGCGUCGUGGCAGUAACCGGCGACGGCGUCAACGACGCGCCAGCCCUCCGCACAGCAGAUGUGGGAAUCGCAGUGGUGACAGGCAGCGACGUGGCGAUCGAGGCAGCCGACCUGGUCCUCCUCGACCGCUUCGACUCCAUAACCGAAGCCAUCCGCCUCGGACGACUCGUCUUCCAAAACCUGCAAAAGGUCAUCGCCUACCUCCUCCCAGCCGGCAGCUGGUCCGAGAUCUGGCCAGUGCUAAUGAACGUCUUCAUCGGGGUCCCCCUCCCACUCAGCUCCUUCCUCAUGAUAAUAAUCUGCGUCUUCACCGACCUCUUCCUCUCGCUCUCGCUCAUCAUGGAAAAAGAAGAAUUCGACCUCCUCAGCAUGCCCCCCCGCAACACCAAAAAAGACCACCUCAUCAACCUCAAAAUCUACAACCAAGCCUACCUCUUCACCGGCGUCAUGGAGACCCUCUGCGCGCACAGCAUGUUCUUCUUCUACAUGUACAAGAAAGCCGGCAUCCCCUUCCACGCCCUCGUCUUCGCCUUCGAAAACUACUCCGCCGGCUUCUACGGCUACUCCCAAGCCGAACUAACCCACUUCAACAACACGGGCCAAUGCGUCUACUUCGUCAGCCUCGUCAUGCUACAGUGGGGCAACAUCUUCUCCGUCCGCAACAAGCGCAUGUCCAUCCUCCAGGCGGACCCCUUCCGCCGCGAGCGCCGCAACCCGUGGCUGCCGCUCGCGAUGGCGGUAUCCCUCGCGAUCGCCAUCUUCGUGACGGAGGUUCCUGGCAUUCAGAGACUGUUUUUGACGGCGUCGGUGCCGAUUGAGUUUUGGUUUAUUCCGCUCGGUCUGGCGCUGGGGAUUUUGCUGAUGGAUGAGUUGAGGAAGUUGGUUGUGAGGGUGUUUCCGGGGAGUGUGAUUGCGCGGAUAGCGUGGUGA
This is a messenger RNA of Aspergillus campestris IBT 28561, 3264 nucleotides long. RefSeq names its product cation-translocating P-type ATPase. Gene Ontology annotation, molecular function: P-type sodium:potassium-exchanging transporter activity; ATP hydrolysis activity; ATP binding. The coding region runs from base 1 to 3264 and encodes 1087 amino acids. Gene Ontology annotation, cellular component: membrane. The record is from RefSeq and is a predicted model, not a curated record. The transcript has a single exon. Gene Ontology annotation, biological process: intracellular potassium ion homeostasis; potassium ion import across plasma membrane; sodium ion export across plasma membrane. NCBI's taxonomy places the organism in Eukaryota, Fungi, Ascomycota, Eurotiomycetes, Eurotiales, Aspergillaceae.